AUGGACUCCGCAGCGCUAGGAGAAGCGCCUUUGCCGCUGAACUCGCAACAGAACGCCCCAAGGCUCUGUGAGCGGUCAAACGCAAACCGUUUAUACCCCCCGGGACUGCGCGGCAAGCAGGCCCCCGAGUCCCUGCCUACGGACUUCCGCAACGAGCCCGAUGUGAGGGGAGGGCGUCUCAGCGAGGAGCGGGCCCAGGGCCUCCUGCACGUUUCUCCCCUUUCUGACACGGACGCGCUGGAGACAGGGCUGCCUCGUCCUGGCAGCCGGCACGGCCUGAGGCAGAUGGCAGAGCUGCACGAGGGAGCCGAGGGAAUCAGGGAUGGGGUUCAGGUCCGCACACCCCGCUGUGUGAGCGUGCCGGGGACCUGCGAGCGAGAACGCGACGCGGCCGCGCCCAGCCCCAGCCCGCCCCGGAGAUCUUGCCGGACCCCCACGGCCCUGUGGGCUCUUGGGGGCCAGCGUGGCAUGUUCGAGCAUAUUGAUCUUAGGCGUUCAAAGACCUCAGUUCGCAGUCCUCCGCAUCCCACACAUCCCGCUGGCUUCCCCUUGCGGGUCUCCGUCUUGGAGGGUGGGGAUCGGUCAAGGCCAGGACUGGUGAACGUGGGCUGCGGCCCGGCUGAGGAGCGUGUCCUCCUUACGGGCUUACACGCUGUCGCUGACAUUUACUGUGACAACUGCAAAACCACGCUGGGCUGGAAAUACGAGCACGCCUUUGAGAACAGCCAGAAAUACAAAGAGGGCAAGUUUAUCAUUGAGCUCGCCCACAUGAUCAAAGACAACGGCUGGGAGUAG
This is a messenger RNA of Orycteropus afer afer, 795 nucleotides long. The record is from RefSeq and is a predicted model, not a curated record. Lineage: Eukaryota; Metazoa; Chordata; Mammalia; Tubulidentata; Orycteropodidae.